Messenger RNA from Helianthus annuus (common sunflower), 2320 nucleotides. RefSeq names its product protein TRANSPORT INHIBITOR RESPONSE 1. The coding region runs from base 313 to 2064 and encodes 583 amino acids. Gene Ontology annotation, cellular component: SCF ubiquitin ligase complex. Gene Ontology annotation, molecular function: protein binding. The transcript has 4 exons. Gene Ontology annotation, biological process: SCF-dependent proteasomal ubiquitin-dependent protein catabolic process. NCBI's taxonomy places the organism in Eukaryota, Viridiplantae, Streptophyta, Magnoliopsida, Asterales, Asteraceae. The record is from RefSeq and is a predicted model, not a curated record.
UACUUUUUCAUUUGCUUAUAAAAUUCCAAAAAACACAAUAAUAAUUCGAUCGAAAUUUAAAAACCCCUAAAAAUAAUAUGAAUCCAAGAGGCCCAUUAAUGUUUGCCGGUGGAGAGACAAACUCUGAAAGUUUAUUUGAAAAAGUAAUGGUGGAAAGAUAAAAGACAGCACCAAGCUCCAGUAAUGGCUGCUGGAAUCAUAUGAAUGUAAAUUCCAUCUUUUUCAUUCCUUAUUUAUUCCUCCUAUUUCUUCCGUCAAGUCCAAAGCUUCUUCAACGUUCAUCUUCUUCCACCGUUUUCGAACUAACAGAGCAUGGAUCCGGCUGCCACUGGAGUCACCGUCGCCGGAAACGGUGCAGAUCCAGCCAAAACGACGACGUUUCCAGAAGAAUUUCUAAAACGAACAUUUUCGUUGAUAAACUCCGAUAAGGACCGUAACUCGGUGUCACUCGUAUGCAAGGACUGGUACAACGUGGAGCGAAUGAGCAGGCGCCACGUGUCAAUCCGGAACUGCUACUCCGUUUCGCCGGAGAUUGUAACCGCUAGGUUUCCGGCAAUCCGGAGCGUGACGCUGAAAGGUAAACCGAGGUUUUCGGAUUUCAAUCUGGUGCCGGACGAUUGGGGAGCGGAUGUGCAACCGUGGCUGAAUGUUUUCGCGACUGCGUAUCCGUUCCUGGAGGAGCUUAGGUUGAAGCGAAUGGCGGUUAGUGAUGAGAGUUUGGAGUUUUUGGCUCUUAAUUUUGAUGAUUUUAAAGCUUUGUCUAUGUUGAGUUGUGAGGGAUUUAGUACUCUUGGAUUGGAAGCUAUUGCUACUCAUUGCAAAAGCUUGACAGAACUAGACAUACAAGAGAAUGGGAUUGAUGAUCUUGGUGGAGACUGGUUAAGUUUCUUCCCAGAAAACUUAACCUCGUUAGAAGUUCUCAAUUUCUCAACCUUGACUAGUGAAGUCAGUUUUGAUGCUCUGGAGAGCCUCGUUUCUAGAUGCAAAUCGUUACGAGUUUUGAAAGUUAAUCGUAAAAUAAAUUUGGAGCAAUUGGGAAAGCUUCUUGUGCUUGCACCGCAGUUGAUUGAGCUUGGUACUGGUACGUUCUUGGAAGAACUCAUGUCUGGUUCAGUCAACGGGCUUGAAAACGCUUUCAGUAAAUGCGGAAAUCUUGUUACGCUUUCGGGUUUUUGGGAUGCUACUUUGCUUCAUCUACCGGUUGUAUAUCCUGUGUGUGGUAAUUUGACGUUUUUGAAUCUGAGUUAUGCAAAUAUCGGGCCUGAUGAACUUGAACAGAUUCUUAGUCGAUCCAAGCGGCUAGUUCGCCUUUGGGUUGUGGAUACGGUAGGGGACAAGGGUUUAGAAGCAGUUGGGUCCCACUGCCCGUUGCUAGAAGAGCUUCGAGUCUUCCCGGUUGACCCUUUCGACCAACAACUUGGUGUGACCGAGUCGGGUCUUGUGGCGGUAUCUAAAGGCUGUCCGAAGCUACAUUACAUACUCUACUUCUGCCAAAGAAUGACAAAUGCUGCUGUGAUCACGGUUGCCCAAAAUUGCCCGAAUUUCACUCACUUCCGUCUUUGCAUAAUGAACCCGAGUGAACCAGAUUACCUAACUAACGAGCCCAUGGACGAGGCCUUUGGUGCCAUUGUGAAAACAUGUACCAAGCUACAACGGCUUUCGGUUUCUGGCCUGUUAACCGACCUGGCUUUCGAGUAUAUCGGGAAAUACGCGAAAAACUUGGAGACACUAUCCGUAGCUUUUGCAGGCGAUAGUGAUUUGGGGAUGGAGUAUGUGAUGAGAGGCUGCCCGAAACUAAAAAGAGUCGAGAUACGAGACUGCCCGUUUGGAGAUUCUGCUUUGCUUUCGGGUUUGACCCAAUACGAGUCAAUGCGAUCUUUAUGGAUGUCAGAUUGUAACGUGACUAUGGACGGGUGUAAGAAGUUGGCUGAAGAGAUGAGUAGGUUGAAUGUUGAGGUGAUCAAAGAUGAAGGUGGUGAUGAUAGGCUUGCUAAUAAGGUUUAUGUGUAUCGAACCGUUGCUGGACCGCGAAAGGAUGCACCACCUUUUGUUGUGACCCUUUAGGUUCAACGAACCGAAUGUGGUUAGCUAGCUCGAGUAUCGUUAGGAACCCGUCGCUUAGUUGUUCCAUCGCUAUCGAUAUUUAUGUUUGAUCUUGUUUUUUUUUUCUUCUGAGAGAGAAAAUUAUUAGACAGUGUGUUAAGUCAUUUAACUGUUUAAGGUGAUUGAUUUAGUUAACCUUGUUUUGAGUCUUGUGCUUAAAACUCAAGCUUUACUAAUUUUUAAAAAUUGAAAUAUCUACUAAUUAGCUUUUUUAAAA